AUGAGGUUUCCUUUUCUUCUUCUUCUACGGCCACACAGGCGAUACAUCAGCACACAGGCGACACAGAUAUCAGCCGGUUUCUUCUUCUUCUACGGCGCCGGAGAUUCUUUUCGGCCGGCGAUUCUUCAGGUUAGUCUUGUUUUCGGACAACAAUGUAGCGAUUGUGAACCGGGGUGUAAGUCGUAUAAUACGGCAUUGGAUGUGUUGGUUGAAGGGGGUUGUUCGAAAGUUGCACGCAAUGUGUUUGAUGAAAUGCUUCCGAGAGGCGUUGCGCCGGAUGUGUUUAGUUUUUCGAUUAUGAUGAAAGGGUUGUGUAACGUUAAUGAGGUGGAUGCGGCGUGUGGGUUGUUGAGGGGUAUGACGAAGUAUGGGUGUGUGCCGAAUGCGGUUGUUUAUCAAACAUUGUUGCACACGUUGUGUAAGUUUGAUCGCGUUGACGAAGGGUUGAAGCUUUUUGAUCGAAUGCUUCUUCGUGGGUUUAAUCCUAAUGCUUUAACUUAUGGAGUUCUUAUUCACGGGUCGUGUCGAACGGGUCAAGUUGAAGAAGCUAAGGCUCUUCUUAGCAAAGUCCCUGAACCCAAUAGCUUCAUGUUUAGUGAUAGCAUGUUUAGAAACGGCUGCCAGCCGGAUAUUCAUACGUACAAUACACUCAUUCGUGGUUUAUGCGAAACCGGGCGUUUAGUUUCAGCUCGUGAGUUGAUAAAUGAGAUGACGUUAAAAGGGUGCGAGCUAAACACCGUUACAUACACAAUCUUGAUCGACGUGCAUUGCAAGGAACAACGAUUAGAAGGAGCCGGUGAGAUCAUGCGUGAAAUGUCGAAAAACGGGUUGUGCAAAACGGCAUGUUUAAGCAUGUUUGAUGAUGCGUAUUUGCUUCUAAAUAGAGGUGUUGCUAAAGGGUUUGUACCGAAUGGUGUAACGUGGUACACAUUGGUUUCCAGUGUUGUCAUGGAACUUGCUGUCUGGGAAGCUGGAGUGAUCAUGGGCCGUGGCAAUUGGAACGCUUCUUGA
Messenger RNA from Helianthus annuus (common sunflower), 1011 nucleotides. Its product is annotated as pentatricopeptide repeat-containing protein At5g64320, mitochondrial. Gene Ontology annotation, molecular function: protein binding. The record is from RefSeq and is a predicted model, not a curated record. Lineage: Eukaryota; Viridiplantae; Streptophyta; Magnoliopsida; Asterales; Asteraceae. The transcript has 3 exons. The coding region runs from base 1 to 1011 and encodes 336 amino acids.